AGGCUGACAACUGUUACCCAGAGGACUUUUCUUCUGUCGCCCCCAGACUGUGGAAUGGCCUGCCGGAGGAGAUUCGUUAACUUAACACUCUCUCUGAGUUUAAGACAGCCAUAAAGACUAAUCUCUUCCGGAAGGCUUACCAGAUGAAUAAGGAAAAAGUUGCUUGUGCAUCUCUGUGUUGUUGCCAGAGCCAAAGUGAUCGGCAAGAGGAAAAGUCCCUUGUAGAGGAGUUUGGACAGACUUAAAGCAGGAAUCCUGACAUACAUGGCGACUGCAGGGAAGGUGAUUAAAUGCAAGGCUGCAAUCAUCUGGGAAGCUGGCAAAGGCGUUUCUGUUGAAGAGGUGGAGGUGGCGCCACCAAGAAAUCACGAAAUUCGAGUGAAGAUAGUGGCCACCGGGAUCUGUCGGACGGAUGAUCAUGUAUUGAAAGGUACUUUUCCUAACAUAGACUACCCGGUUAUUGUCGGCCAUGAAGGAGCUGGGAUUGUUGAAAGCGUUGGACCUGAAGUCACUUGCGUAAAACCUGGUGACAAAGUAAUUCCUCUUUGCAUUCCCCAGUGUGGAGAAUGCGGCUGCUGUUUGAGUCCUAAAGCUAACUGUUGCCUCAAGUCCCACCUCUUCAAACCUCUUCAAAACCUGAUGCCAGACAAGACCAGCAGGUUCACCUGCAAAGGGAAACAGAUUCACCACUUCCUAUGGACAAGCACCUUCUCCGAAUACACGGUUAUACCUGAAGCUGCCAUUGUAAAAAUCGACAAUGAUGCCCCUCUGGAUAAAGUCUGCCUCUUUGGCUGUGGGUUUUCUACUGGCUAUGGUGCUGCUAUCAAUUGUGCCAAAGUUGAACCUGGUUCGACGUGUGCCAUCUUUGGCUUGGGAGGUGUCGGUCUGUCAGUUGUCAUGGGCUGCAAAGCAGCUGGAGCGUCCAGAAUUAUUGGAAUUGACAUCAACAAAGAUAAGUUUGCUAAGGCCAAAGAGGUAGGAGCCACUGAGUGCAUCGCUCCUCAAGAUUUCAAGAAGCCCAUUAAUGAGGUGCUUGUGGAGAUGACUGGUCUUGGCGUGGACUUUGCAUUUGAAGUGAUUGGACGCACUGAUACCGAGGUUGCAGCUCUCGCAUCCUGCCACUUGGGGCAUGGAAUCUGCGUGUUGGUUGGGGCGCCUCCUGCAGGAUCACAACUCUCCUUCGACCCUACUCUUCUCCUCACAGGGAAGAAGCUGAUUGGUUGUUUGAUUGGAGGUUGGAAGUUAAAAGAUGCACUCCCUAAACUGGUUUCUGAUUACAUGAAAAAUAAAUUUAAUACGGACGCAUUAAUAUCUCACGUAUUACCAUUUGAGAAAAUUGGGGAAGGCUUUGAGCUUCUCUACUCUGGUAAAAGUAUUCGCUCUGUCUUGUUGUUUUAAUGAAGCUGCAGAUCCUUUCCAUACCUGACCAAAUUCAACAGAAUUACAACUAAUGCUAACGUUUAUCUGUAUCAAACCUGCUGAGGUUUACAACCAAUAAAGUGUGGCAGGCUGAUGUGAAAAACAUUUAGACCCUAUUCUCCUAGCCAGAUUCCAAAUCCAAAAAUAAGCCCUCCUUAGAGAAAAAAAUAUCUGCGGCAUCUUUGCUUGCAAUCAUCCCCAUGCCUCCUUCCUAGUUGAUAAGCACUUUGAAGAAGUUGUUGUGUUACUUUUGAAACAGACUACUGGCUUGACAUUUCAAGAGUGGAAGCAACAUGGUACCCUCCAUUUGUUUUGGACUACAACUCCCAUAAUCCCUGACCACUGACUUUGCUGGCUGGGAGUUGUGGGAGUUGUAGUCCAAAACAUCUGGAAGGCACCAGGUUACCUCUUUGCAGAUGAGAGCCCUUAUCUGCUAAUUGUGUAAUGCACUUUUUUGAGAAUGGGUGGUGGCAGCAGCAAUAUAGAGACUAUUUCCCUUUCAAGGAUUGAUUCAAGUUUUGUUUUGUUUUUUGGCACAAAGAUGCAUUUAACUGUGUAAAUAAAUAUUCUAAUGAACUCCCAUUUGUGACACCUCCUUUAGCUGUGUGCAUAUAUAUUUAGCUGUGUAACCCUUAACCAUUUCAAAGCUGAAACCUGAACUUGACAGCUUUAAGCCAGUCAGAAGAGUGGUUUCUUUUAACUUGUAACACUGGCCUAAGGAUAUACUUGUAAAUAUAUUGUGAUAUAUUCAAUGCUGGAACAUGGUCUUAUCUAUAGCCAGGUGCUUUAAAAAUAUUCUUUAAGAAGUAGUAAACAAAGUAAACAAGCCACUACUGGCCCAAAGAAACAACAUUCACCUUCUGUGGUAUUUUCCAUUCUUAUUGCUGAAGAUCUAAACAUUAAAAAAAAAACCACCCUCCAACAAAAAUAGCAAAAAAGCUGCAUUUUAAGCAAUUGACUGUGCAUUUUUUUAAAAAAGUUCAAAUAUCUUGUUAUUAAAACAAUAUCCGACUGAACUACUGAAAUGUUUGCAUUGUCAGUUCAUUUAACAGGGAUAUAAGCUUAGAUUUAGGGGGGAAAGAAAGCAGUCUUGCCUGUGAAUCAUUGUAUGUAGAGGUUAGAAUGCUGGACUGGAACUUGGGAAAUUUGGGUUCUAUUCUUCACUCUAGCAUGAAUCUCACUGGGCGACUCUGAGCCAGUCAUUGGCCCCAUUCAGAUAACAUGCUAAACCAUGCUGCUUAACCACAAAAUGGUUAACGGAAUGCAUUAACCUUAAUUGUGGACUCAGUUCCCAUGAUCGCAGUGUGGUUAACAAGCUACAGUGGCUUGUUAACCCUCCUUUAUUACCCUCACUGGUGCAGCUUGCUGUGUUGUCUGAACUCGGACGGCAUGGCUAGUUUGAGGGGACAGCAACCCUCAAAUAACUCAUAAACUCAACCCUCAAAUCAUCCAUGGAAGACACAGCAAGGUGUGCCAGCAAGGGUGCUUAGUGAAAAUCUGACCGGCAAGCGUGGCGGGGAAAACGAACCACCCCCAUGGCUUAUUUCCCUCACUGCAAUCGUACACACUGCCCCACUGACUCUCAUCCUAACCUAUGUCCAGGGUUGUUGUGAGGAUGAAAUGGAGAAGAGGAAGACUAUGUACACUGCCUUGGACUCCUUGGAAGAAAAGCAGGAUGGAAAUGUAACAAAUACAGACCUGAUUUACAGUGGCAAAUCUGAUGAUGAAUAGCCAGUUGAAAGGAUCAGGAAACAAAUGACAUGAAAGACCCCUCCGCCAGAGACCCUGGAGGAGAAGGGAGGGGGCUUUGCAAAUCUGAGUAGACAGUUCUGACCUGGGUGGUCCUUAUAUAAGGCAGUGCCCUAAUAUACUGAAUAUAUUACUUUUCAUUUGUGCUUUUGUAGAGAGAGAUGGGAUUUGGAUUCUGGUCAAUAAUAAAAAAGAUGACUUUACCUA
Elgaria multicarinata webbii is the source of this 3375-nucleotide messenger RNA. RefSeq names its product alcohol dehydrogenase 1-like. Gene Ontology annotation, cellular component: cytosol. Gene Ontology annotation, molecular function: zinc ion binding; all-trans-retinol dehydrogenase (NAD+) activity. Gene Ontology annotation, biological process: retinoic acid metabolic process; retinol metabolic process. The transcript is spliced from 10 exons. The record is from RefSeq and is a predicted model, not a curated record. NCBI's taxonomy places the organism in Eukaryota, Metazoa, Chordata, Lepidosauria, Squamata, Anguidae. Bases 265 to 1398 code for a protein of 377 amino acids.